AUGUCUAGGUCUUUCUAUGUCGACUCAUUAAUAAUUAAAGACUCACCAAGACCUGCUCCAUCUUUACCUGAUCACCACCACCAUCACCAUCAUCAUGGACACGACUUCCUCCUGCCCAUCAGCAUGCCAUCUCCAGCAGUUAUGUCUGUUUCUGCACCCAUGUGUCCUUCAAGAAAAAGUGGCAGCUUUUGUGUCUGUCCCAUCUGUGUGGCCUCUCACCUGCACUCCUCCAGAACUAGCAUCCCUUUACUCAAGAGCCAAUUCCAAAGUGGAGACGUUCAGUACUGCCAGAGGAUGAGCCAACAGUCUGCACCAGCUGUGGUCCACACUGGUCACUCACCUGUCUGCAAUCCCACCUACAAUGUUACAGAUCCUAGAAGAUUCCACUGCCUGUCAAUGGGCAAUGCAGAAAGUGGCCAGAUGCAGAAUGGUAAAAGAAUGAGGACUGCAUUCACCAGCACCCAGCUUCUGGAGUUAGAGAGGGAGUUCUCAUCCAAUAUGUACCUCUCUAGACUGAGAAGAAUUGAGAUAGCUACCUACUUGAACCUGUCUGAGAAACAAGUGAAGAUCUGGUUCCAAAACAGGAGAGUGAAGCACAAGAAAGAGAAUAAAGGGUCUCAGAGGAACACCCAUGGAGGCUGUAAAUGUGCAAGUGGUCAAGGGCACUAUCCCGGCUCUGAAGAUGAAGGCUCCCUAUCUCCAGCUUCCACUACUGAGGACAAGGAGAUCUCACCCUUAUAG
Molecule: messenger RNA, 741 nt
Organism: Bufo bufo (common toad)
Lineage: Eukaryota; Metazoa; Chordata; Amphibia; Anura; Bufonidae
Gene: GSX2
Product: GS homeobox 2
Exons: 2
Coding region: 1-741 (246 amino acids)
Biological process (GO): regulation of DNA-templated transcription
Cellular component (GO): nucleus
Molecular function (GO): sequence-specific double-stranded DNA binding; DNA-binding transcription factor activity, RNA polymerase II-specific
Source: RefSeq, a predicted model, not a curated record